AUGAAGUUUGAAGCUGAGCACGAGGAAUGUAUUCGUGUGUUGCCGUAUGAAAAAGAUGGUCACGUUGUGGUUCAGUUAUAUGUGUAUAGUAGGGAGUCAGGUAUACCAAAAGAUUUAAAGGAAGAAGCCCGAACGUUUUUUGUAGACAUGAACGUGAAACUGGAAUGGUUAGAUCUGUAUAACAACAGCGUCAACAUACUGAAUGUUCAACGACUCGAGUAUUCAUUUGGCGAACCCAAGUCACUGACUGCUUCUCAGGUUGAUGAAAUGAAUGAAGUGAUUGAAAAUAAUCUUCCUGAACUUUCUAAGCACCGCAAUGUAACCUCUGUGCAGGCCUCUUUCAAAAUCACAAAUUUUAAGCAAACAGGUAAGCCCUGUAUUACGAUUUAUGUGCUCGGUAAGGGCCUAAUUCCAUUUGGCGAGUCUGCAUUUCCAGAUUACGUUGACGGGUACCCCGUGGAUGUUGUGAAUGGAUUCUGGAGAAGAGCCAUAUUCAUUAACACCCAAGAGAGUCAAAGAGAGGCACAAGAGCAACACGACGUGCUUAAAUUAGGAGCAAGCAUUGGCGUAAAGGAAAAGCUAGCAUCGGGGACACUAGGUGCUGUUGUGAAGAGCGGUACCACUUUUUAUGCUCUGUCUUGUGAUCAUGUAAUGAAAUCGGAGAAGUCAAAAGAUAUUGUUCACCCUGGACUUUAUGACCACCUAAAGUAUCUGAAAUCUUCCUUGGAAGGAUAUAUAAGUUGGGUAGAUAAAAUAACUGGCUUGGAAACCAAGUGUUCACUUGAAACUCUUUCAUCGGAAGGUGAACUGAUAAAGAAAUUCGAAGAGAUGAAGUCCAUAAAACAAAAAAACGCCGACUGCAGGAGGUCCACCAAGAGAAAUCUGAAUAAUAUUGCAAUUGUUGAGAAAGCUUUUGAAGAAAAGCUAAAUAACCCGCCAAGAAAAAUAGGAGAGUACGUCGAUGGUUUCAAUGAUAAUGUUGAAUGGACUGAUGGCAACGAAUAUUAUAUCGAUGCUGCCAUUGCAAAGUUGUCUGACACGGAAGUGGAAGGAUUAAAAGAAAGUUGGUCAGCUGAAAUGUAUGGAUCUUAUUUCAAACCAGGGAGUGAAUGCACUUCCGCAGCAAAUCAAGCCAUAUUGAACGCCAACAAACUUUGUAAGAGUGGGCGAACAACGGGAUAUACCGAGAUUGACAACAAAAUUUUAGGAGCUGUUAAGCCGCCGCAGUUUAUACUGGAACGUGCAGAGAGUAUAUUCGACGGUCCAUUCCUCACUUCUUCAGCGAGUGUGUACUUUUGUGAACACUGUGGACGACGCUGUGUCGUUCAAUAUGAAAGUGGAGCACCUCGUCACUGUAGUAAGUGUAAACGAAUCGAAAAAAGGAUGCAUCAGAACCUUUGGUUUAAAAGGUGCUUGUGCAUCCAACAAGUACCAGAAAGGCCUUUUGCAUGCAGUGGGGAUUCUGGAUCGGUGAUAUUCGAAAUGACAGAAGAAAACAACCUCAAAGGUCUUGGUAUUCUCUUCGGUUUACUAGAGCAUCAAUAUCAUGAUUUUAUUUUGGCAUCACCAUUGCAAGUUGUUCUAGAAGCUUUGACCAAUAAACUCCCAGCUGGCAGUGGCAGCUUAGAACUGGUUUCAAAGUAUGCGUAUUAA
Molecule: messenger RNA, 1653 nt
Organism: Porites lobata
Lineage: Eukaryota; Metazoa; Cnidaria; Anthozoa; Scleractinia; Poritidae
Source: the annotation of a GenBank genome assembly